This is a messenger RNA of Sphaeramia orbicularis (orbiculate cardinalfish), 2728 nucleotides long. It is a transcript of the gene cldn8.1, whose product is annotated as claudin 8.1. Lineage: Eukaryota; Metazoa; Chordata; Actinopteri; Kurtiformes; Apogonidae. The coding region runs from base 108 to 890 and encodes 260 amino acids. The record is from RefSeq and is a predicted model, not a curated record. Gene Ontology annotation, molecular function: structural molecule activity. The transcript has a single exon. Gene Ontology annotation, cellular component: membrane; bicellular tight junction.
UGGGAUGCAAAACCACUCCAUACAUGAUAGUAGUGCUUCCUACUAUUGUCAGACAUUGUCCAUAUUUCAUGGUAUGCAUGAGGCUUAAGGAAUAAGAGGAAGAUAGGAUGGCCAAUUCAGCGUUGGAGAUACUGGGUCUUCUACUGACCCUCAUUGGGCUGAUCGGGGCAGCAGCAAGCACUGGGAUGCCGAUGUGGCGAGUCACCGCCUUCAUUGGGGAAAACAUCAUUGUGUUUGAGACCCGCUACGAGGGUCUGUGGAUGAACUGCUUUCGGCAGGCCGACAUCAGGAUGCAGUGUAAGGUGUACGACUCUCUCUUGGCCUUGCCUCCUGACCUGCAGGCAGCUCGGGGGCUUAUGUGUUGCGCUCUGGCGCUGGGUGGCCUCGGCUUGCUGAUCAGUUUGGUGGGAAUGCAGUGCACAUCUUGCAUUCAAAACAAUGACCGGGCUAAGCGAAUGGUCCUCAUCAUUGCAGGAAGCAUGAUCAUAAUGGCUUGCAUCUGUGUCCUCAUCCCUGUGUCCUGGACGGGUCACGUCAUUAUCAGGGACUUCUACAAUCCUCUGCUCAUCGACGCACAGCGCAGGGAGCUUGGAGAGGCCCUGUACAUCGGCUGGGUGGCCUCUGCUUUCUUGAUGGCUGGAGGGUGCAUGUUUACUUGUUGCAAUAUACAGUCGGAUGGAAAAGGCUCAGAGAGGUACAUAUAUUCCAGGAAUUCUGACUACAUAGCGUACCCUCCACAGCCUCUCCAGCCUCAACAGCUGGUCAUGCUUCCCCAGCCACAGCCUCAGUACUACCCUCAAGCUCAGCCAGUGCUAUCAAGACACCCAUCAACUGUCCACAGCUACCAUUCCAGGCACCCCUCAGUCCGCAGUGGAGUGGCUUACCUCUGAACUCUUUAAAUGACUGCUAAUGAGGUAAUGACAAUCACAGUUACAGUCAUAAGGAAAUAAUAUAGGCAGUGUAAUGUAUUUCAAACGUCCAAAGCUGUUUCAUAUAACCAACAUUUCAAUCAAUUUACCACAUGUGAAGAAAUUUUAAUUUCUCUUUAUAAACAAUGCAUUUAUCUUGCAAAGACACCCUUCAUACAGACUACCAAUGGUCUGUAAUGUGAUUGCAACCUCGUCCUAUAUAUCAAGUCUUCAUUUCUUUAACUUUUAUGCUAACUGUAUCAUUUAAUUUUAUAUUUGCAGUCUUCUUUUGUAUGUUAACUCGAGAGAACGUGUCGGUAAUUAAGGCUGAACAAUUUGCAAAACUAAUAAUUUUGAGAAAUAUUUUCUCUAAAUCAUGGUUUGAGUAACAAUAGCCAUUUUCUAAUUUUAAGGAAAACAGGAUUUGGGCUCAAGUAUGUACGUAACAAGCACAUUCCCUUUACAUUUUCGGUAAGCUGAACCAACAAUGCUAAGGUAUGGUGCUUCAAAAUGUUAAACACUGACACAUAAAAAAAACCCUGCAGCUGCUGCGAUUUGGCCACUUGUUCAUGUUGUGAUUUCAAUAAUAUUUCAAUUGACUGUUUAAACCUGGUCUGUAUAUGCUGUACAUAGAUAUUCAUUUAAUCUUAACCAUCAGUGUGUAUUUGGGUUUAUAGUCAAAUACCAUUAGUUGUAUGCAUUAAUAUCAGAGGUGGAGUAUUGUGUUGUAGGCUUAAGAGUUAAUAUUUCACAGAUAUUUCAACCCAAUUUCCAAACAACUUCACUGACCUCUUAAUUUUACCUCACCCCACCCAUCCACACACAAAAACAAGAGCAUUACUGUGCACAAAUAUAUCUGUAGGGCACAAAUAACUAGUCAAUAUCACUCUCAAUCUCUUGCUCAUAUGACAACCAAUACUUUCCUCCUCCAAUACCAGUAUGAAACUCAUGAUCAACAAAGUAACACAAAGCCAUCACUACAGUAACAGUGUGUGUCUGUGAGAUCAGAAACCAAAUGUGAGUGUGUUAAACUUCCCUAGAGCUCUUGGAAACAGAUAAACCUGAGCUACUAGCUAAGUAAACAUGAAAUUGAGGUUUAAGACUGUUUGUUAAGGUGUGCACAUGGAGGAAACUUAACAAGAUACCAUACUGUUUGUUCAGAGAGAUGAGGGAGCAGCCCUGAAGCACAGUCAUGUGGUCAUGUGUCCAGAAUUUGCAAGUGUCUUUGCAUGAAGACACAGAGAGCUUUGAGCUGAAACCUGUGUUUUUUUCUGUGUUGAUCCACCAGCCUCUGUUUAACCAUUUUAAGUAUAUAAGCCCGUCACCUGUUUGGUCAUAUCAUUUCAGUUUUAGUGAGCUCAAAAGCAAGCUGCAAUUAAAGUUGCGACAGUGAAAUUUCUAUUUUCAAUAAAAUUAAUGAGCAUAUAUUGUCAAACAGAAAAAAUAUACAAGUAGGGCUAGGCAAUGUAUGAAAUUCAUUUGAUUAAUCAAGGUUUUGCUUUCUGAAAAUUGUGAAAAAUGUUACCUUACAAAAUUGAUAUUAUUCCUCUGAAGAUCUUUCCUGCUCCAAAAUAUAUCCAAAAUGAAACCUGUUUACUUCUUGGAAUAUAUCCAUUGUGAAUGUGUUUCUUCAGUUAUCUAGUGCAUAAUUUUAAUAAAAAAAAAACAUUUUUACAGUCAAACUGUUUUCACUUCAUGUAGCCAGAAAACAGUCAAAAUCCUAAAUCAUUCAAAACAUUGAAAAAAAAAAAACUACUUUUGCCAAUAUCACCCAGCCCUAUCUACAAGUUUGAGAAAGAGUAAAUGUUUAGUGCUUUAUA